GUGUAUGUGUGUGAAACACAUUCUUGACCUCUAGAUGGAGUAUUCGACUGACGAUAUUGCAGCAGCGAGGAGCUUGCAGUUCACUAUGUAUAUAUACGCGUCCAUGACCACAUUCUGGACCUACGAUUAUGUAUGUUCGCUUCAUGAAGAGUUGACGUUCUUGCUUCGAUCGCACUGGACCAAGAUGAAAGUUCUGUAUAUCGUUACGCGAUACCUCCCUUUUAUCAUUCUCGUCACGGGUCUAUAUCGGAGCUUUGUGCCGAAUGAGAACACAGGUAAAUGUCGGGUACUGGACAAUAUUGAAUUAUAUCUUGGCGUAGUAUUAGUCAUUUGCUCCGAAUGUUUUUUUCAUCUUCAGAACAAUAUGUGCUCUGGGAAAAAAAUAGAAUAUUGCUCGCAGACCAUGCUUUCCACCUUGUUUAUUUCUCUCGUAGCAUCCUUCGGCAUUACCUUCUACCGCUGCCUGCUGCUGCCUGCAUAUGCGACUAGCGCGGUCCCUGGCAUCACAGGAUGCUACCGGAAAUCGUCCAAUUACCGGCUCUUCAUACCAUUUAUUCUCCUUUUCGUGUUCGAACUGGGACUCCUGAUGCUCACACUCAUACGUGCCAUACACGACUGGCGGACAAACCAAAACCGUCUGUAUGCUGUCCUGGUGAACCAUAACGUAUUCUAUUAUGCAUGCGGUCUUCUGUUCUCGGUAGCGAAUAUCAUCACAUCGCUGGGUCCUUCAGUACUUCUGUCAUAGCGUUUCGUAUGAUUUUCAGUUCAUUAUUCUUGCAAUCCUCGCCACUCGCAUGCACCUCCAUCUCUGGCAGACGAACCAACAUUCACAUGGCUCUACUGGCGCCUUCAUGUAUAUUCCAAUGUCAGACACGUCAUUC
Molecule: messenger RNA, 881 nt
Organism: Suillus bovinus
Lineage: Eukaryota; Fungi; Basidiomycota; Agaricomycetes; Boletales; Suillaceae
Exons: 15
Coding region: 35-745 (236 amino acids)
Source: RefSeq, a predicted model, not a curated record